CUUGAUGUUCGAGCUCUGAUCCGUGAAGCUCUCCAUGCGCACGUCCUCCCGGAGACGGAGUCUGGACGGACUGUGAUGUGAACGCUGCUGAUCAGGCUGGAUCUGGUCUCAUGAGCCGGUGGUGUCUUCUGCUGUGGAAUUCUGUUUUCGCUUUGAAAACUGCUGCUUGGACAAAUGCAUACAAAUGCAUUUAGGAGCCCAACGGACAAGGAGUGGACAAGUUUCUCCCACAACGACAACGAGAUUCCUCGUCCUCCUCCUGUCAACAUGUGUGGCGCUGCUGUCAGCAGAAGAGCCAUCAGCAGCUCCAGGUGUAGACCUUAUUCAUCAGCUGGGCCUUUCGGGUCGCAGAGACAUACACUCUUCCGGGACACCUUACCUCACCUCCCUUGCUUCAUCUCUGUCCAUCCUGCCCCCUGGUUUUGGGGUUGUCCUCGGACAGGAUUCCCUUAUUGAGGCCCCAUCGGUGGACCUGCUCCCCGCAGGCGUGGAGGAGGAGUUUUCUAUCAUAGUGAGUUUAAGCUCCUGGCGAGCGAACAAUGCCUUUAUUUUUAGUGUGCGUGAUGGCAGGGACAGACUGCAGUUCGGCUUGCAGCUCCUGCCCGGAAGGGUAGUGGUUUACACGGGAGAGAAAGCGUCAAUCUACUUCAAGUACGAUGUUCAAGAUGGACAGUGGCACUCCUUCUCUGUGGGGGUCCGGCCACGCUCCGUAUCUUUCUAUGCACGCUGCGGGGCUGUGCAGUACGGCGAGGAAACGCUGACCCGUCCACAGACGUUGAGCUCUGAAGGCCGCCUCUCUGUGGGAAGGAUGGACUCCAGGAUGGUGCAGUUUGAAGGAGCAUUAUGCCAGCUGGAUAUUUACCCCUCCGCCCAAGCUGCGGUGCACUACUGUGACUAUGUUAAAAAGCAGUGCAGACUGUCCGACACCUUCCGAUCUCUGUCAGGGAGCUCAGAGUCCCCAUUUCCAUCAGUUUCACCUUCCCCAAAGUUCCACCGCAGCUCUUUGGAUUCACUCUCUCAGAGAUUUAUCCCAACUCUUGCUGAUCACUCCACUACGGCCACCAACUCUAUUCCCACAGCACUUUUUGACCAGUUUUCAACCACAAGCUCUCAGAUGUUUCGCUCCAACACACCUAGGCACAUGAACCCAUCUUCAAGACCAUUCAGCAAGGUGCAAUCCCUCUACUUCACUCCAGAGACUUCCACGAGCAACCCCACAACAGACAAGAACCUUGACGGUGAAAAUGUCACUGAGAAUCAGCCACUUCUCAAGAAGCCCAGAGCAACUCGGGCCACGCCGGAUUUGAUCACCAUCGUCAAGCAGAGCCGUUUGAAAGAGGCCUUGAGGAAUGACGAUAGAGCCCACCAAUCCAACAAAGAGCUACUCCAGACCAAUCCUAAAGUGAACAGCACCAUCCUGUACCGUGAAGAGAGCAGCUACAACCUGGUGGACCAAUCUGAGGAACAGGUCCAGGAGGGGGUGCACGAUGCAGGAUACUCGGAGGGUUACGGAUACGACUAUGGUUUUGAAGAAGACGAAUAUUUUUUUGACUACGAUGGAUUUGUUGGUCCUAAAGGAGAACAGGGUCCUCCAGGUCCCAUCGGCCCCCCAGGCCUCCCCGGACCCCCUGGAAAGAGAGGACCGCGGGGUCCACCUGGUCCUCACGGGAGUCCCGGGCCGUCUGGUUUACCUGGUCCAAAGGGUGCAAAAGGUGAUCCUGGACUGUCCCCAGGUCAAGCGCCGACGGGCGAUAAGGGUGAAAGAGGACGGCUGGGUCCACAGGGUCCUAGAGGUGAACCAGGUCUAAAGGGUCCCAAAGGCUAUCCUGGACCAGCAGGUCUGCCCGGAGAACAGGGUUUGCCAGGAUUGCCGGGCAUAUCUGGGGCGGCAGGUUACCCUGGCAGGCAGGGUUUGGCAGGACCGGAGGGAAACCCUGGACCUAAAGGUGUCAAUGGCUUCAUCGGACCUCCAGGAGUUGCAGGACCGCCAGGACUGGAGGGAGAGCGAGGAAUUCCGGGUCCUGUGGGAAUCAAGGGUCCCAAAGGAAGACAGGGUGUUGUUGGCGAUGUGGGUGAGCGAGGGCCGCCCGGACCGGAUGGAAACGAGGGGCCCGUUGGAGGAACCGGCAGUAGUGGAUUCCCAGGCCUGAGAGGUGAUCCGGGGCCUGAGGGACCCCGUGGCUUCCCUGGCAUUGUGGGACCUCAGGGCCUGACCGGAGGGGUGGGGCCUCCUGGAAUGAAAGGUGAUAAGGGUGAACCUGGAUUGAGGGGUGAGCCGGGAGAAACUGGUUAUCAGGGUGACAAGGGAACGGCUGGUAAUCCAGGGCCGACGGGACCACGCGGAAAACCAGGACCUCUCGGGAAACCGGGUGAACCGGGGCCGCAGGGGCCUCCGGGGCCAACAGGACCUGAGGGUUUCCCAGGAGACAUUGGUGCACCAGGACCCAACGGCCCCCUGGGACCAAAGGGUCUUCAAGGAGCCCGAGGCGCCCAGGGACCACCAGGGCCAAAAGGAACAGAGGGAGACGAAGGCCCCCCGGGUCCACCUGGAAAGCCUGGUCCCACUGGCCGAAUUGGUCGGAAAGGAUUCAUUGGUGAACCAGGACCUGAAGGCCUGAAGGGAGAAAUUGGUGACCCAGGGAAUCCUGGGAAACACGGCCCCCCUGGUCCGGCGGGACUGAUUGGAAUAACCGGAGUGAUCGGACAACCUGGAGAAAAGGGCGAUCGAGGUCCUCCUGGUCCUUUGGGUCCUCCAGGAGAGAAAGGUUCAACAGGGUAUCUGGGUCUUCCAGGAGGUCCUGGGGAUUUCGGCCCACAAGGUCCACCAGGUCCACAAGGGCCGAGAGGAGCAGCAGGCCUUCCCGGGCCGAAAGGGCGAAGGGGCCCGAGGGGACCUGACGGUCCUCCAGGAGAGCCGGGCCCUGAGGGCAUAAAGGGUGAAAAGGGAUCUCCAGGGAACAAUGGACCUCCGGGAUUCAUCGGACCUCCAGGACCUGAAGGAGAGCAGGGACCUGUGGGUGAACCUGGGAUCAAGGGUGAAAUGGGGCCUGUCGGAGAAGAGGGUGAACUGGGCCAACCGGGCAUCAGAGGUCCUCCAGGGCCACCUGGAGAGGAUGGGCAUCAAGGGAAGGAUGGACCAAAGGGUGAGCCAGGUGACCGUGGACCAAUGGGAGAAGCCGGAGAAAGGGGUGAGAUUGGUGACUCUGGCCCACUAGGACCUCCUGGAAAUCCUGGGGAAAAAGGCUUCCCGGGUGAGCCAGGUGACCGUGGACCAAUGGGAGAAGCCGGAGAAAGGGGUGAGAUUGGUGACUCUGGCCCACUAGGACCUCCUGGAAAUCCUGGGGAAAAAGGCUUCCCGGGACCUGAGGGCAAACAAGGUCUGCCCGGCAACCGUGGACGUCCAGGAAAGAAGGGUGAAAAAGGGUUGCCGGGUCACUUGGGAGAGAUGGGCUCACCUGGCGAAAUCGGACAGACAGGGGAGAGAGGACUCAAAGGUGCUCGUGGAACCAGAGGACCCGCAGGUCGACCAGGAGUUAUGGGACCUCAGGGAGAGCCGGGACUUCAAGGUUACACAGGUCACACUGGCAAGCCAGGUCCAGCAGGCCCCCCGGGACCAAAGGGAGAAAAGGGUUAUCCAGGAGAAGACAGUAAAACGGAAGGACCACCAGGGCCCUUAGGUGAACCAGGCUCUUCAGGAGAGAAAGGAGAACGUGGGGAACCAGGAGAUGAUGGAUAUCAGGGUCACGUAGGGGUCACAGGCACCCGUGGAGCGAUUGGUCAGCAGGGAUCUCCUGGAUCUCCUGGGCUUCCUGGUGAAGCAGGACCCAAGGGCGAGAAGGGAGUUCAGGGACUCGCUGGGAAGAAAGGAUCCCGAGGGCCCGCUGGAGCGCCAGGUCCUGAGGGUCCGGUUGGAUUGCCGGGGCCCAGAGGGAUGGACGGGUAUCCGGGAUCCGACGGGCUUCCCGGUCUUCCUGGUUUACUGGGUCUGCCUGGAUCCAAAGGCCGAACAGGUCAGCGCGGCGAUACCGGUCUGGAAGGGAGGGCGGGACUUCCUGGCCCGCGGGGCGAGCUUGGACUUCCUGGUGUCGUCGGAGAGAGAGGGCCAGCGGGGUCAAAGGGCGAGAUGGGUUUACCGGGCGACGGAGGACCAGCAGGUGCUAAAGGCAUGGAGGGGGCGGCGGGAGACCAAGGCGUGAAGGGAGAGCAAGGUGCCAAAGGAGAACCAGGUGAGGUGGGAGACGCAGGCAUGCUGGGACUCCAGGGGUUUCCGGGACCCACGGGUCCGAACGGAGAUCUAGGAUUCACUGGUAUUCCUGGACUCAAAGGGCCGGCGGGAGUUCUGGGUUUCUCUGGUCCUGUCGGUCCGGUGGGAAUGAUAGGUCCGCUGGGGAAGCCUGGUGCCAGAGGACCUAAAGGAAGCCGUGGAGAGAUGGGGCCUCAGGGGCCGCAGGGCAGUCCAGGGCCACAGGGGCCUCCAGGUUUACCCGGCCCAUCGAUACGCGUCAAUAUGGACGCCCAAGCGCUGAUGGAGUCCAAUGCACCUCUAGAGCUGGAGAGUUACCAGAACACAGAUGCGUCUCAGUCGGAGCGGAGCGCUGAGAUCUUCAGGACGCUGCAGUAUCUGAGCAGCGUCAUCGACAGCAUGAAAACGCCGCUGGGAACGAGAGAAAACCCGGCCCGCUUCUGCAGAGACCUGCUGGACUGCAGACACACGAUAAGCGACGAAGCCGGAUGUUUGACUUCACAGGCCGCGUUUGAGGUCGGGAAAGUCCAGAUGAAGUUCUUACACUUGCUGAGCGUCAUGGCGACCCAGACCGUUUCCCUCCACUGCUACAGUGACCCGGCGACGGUUACCAUGGAGACGCCUCGGGCCCUGCGUUUCUGGGGUUGGAACGGUCAGGUGUUCGAGGAAAACUCGCCUCUGAGUCCACGUGUGGUUCUGGACCACUGUGAGAUCCGUGACGGCAGCUGGCACCAGUCGCGAUUCCUGUUUCAAACCCAGGACACUCAGCAGCUUCCCAUCGUGGACAUUCAAGGUGUCCAUCCCUCGCGUCCAGGAGACCAGCGGCACGUGGAAGUGGGUCCUGUUUGCUUCCUGUGAAAUCACUGAAGGACUAAAAACGGUCCUGAUCCUCAAAUCAGAGCAGCGGCGAUCUGAGCGACUGCUGCGGUCCUGGGACGUCUCUAGAACCCGCCUGAAGAACGAGCGCGUCUCCAGCCCGGGACGUCGCUCCAUCCGUGUGUUUUGAGAGACUGCUGUUGUGUUUUAUCUGUUGUGGUUUCUGUUUUCUUCCAUUCAAACAUGCACAAAGUCUCGGGCAGAGUCCUUGUGAAUUGUACGUUCGAUCUUGAAUAGAUAAAGAGCCAGACAAGGUUGAUCUUGUUAGCAAACGAUGAAAAGGCCGACCUGGACUCUCUAGAUGGUGCUCUACCUCCUUCACAUACAGGUGCUCGUGUUCAGGUGCAUCCGGCCCCAAACAAACUCUACGCAAGUACGCCAAUGCAAACUCCAUUUAGUGCAUCAUUGUGUUCUGCAAUUUGUCUUCUACUAUUAGUUUUUCUGUCAGGUCAAGGCUGAGCAACAGUUUGAACGCAGUCUUGCUGAGCAAGUUAAUCAGGGGACGACGUUUAUAACAACACUAUGUUUCCAUCCAUGUGUCUAAAGUGAUUUUUGGCAUAUUACCUAAAGAAUGUUGAAUGGAAACGUCAAGAAGUGCAUAAAAGCAUAAAAAAUUGUGUUUUUGCAUAAAACGCUGGAUGGAAACGGCAAGAAAUGCACAAAAUAUUUCAGUAAAAAAAUUCAGUAUCGUAUAAGAAAAGUGGGAUGGACAUGCCAAGAAUUGCAUAAAAUCCUAAAAUUUUGGAUUAUCACAUAACAAACGCUGGAUGGAAAGAUCAAGAAGUGUAUAAAAUUGUAAAAAAAUGGGGUUU
Messenger RNA from Sinocyclocheilus rhinocerous, 5931 nucleotides. RefSeq names its product collagen alpha-1(XXIV) chain-like. The transcript has 57 exons. Bases 185 to 5101 code for a protein of 1638 amino acids. The record is from RefSeq and is a predicted model, not a curated record. Gene Ontology annotation, molecular function: extracellular matrix structural constituent. Lineage: Eukaryota; Metazoa; Chordata; Actinopteri; Cypriniformes; Cyprinidae.